CACUGUUCAUCAGCAACUGAUCUCCUACGAACCAGACCAAUCCAACCAACUAUGAAGUGCUGGGUCGCUAUCGUUCUUAUGGCUCUCUUCGCCAUCGCUAUGGCGCAGAAGGUGUCCAAACCCGCAGAGCAAGGAUCAGAGAGCGAUAGAGACAAGAGAGGAUUAGGCUCGCUGUAUGGACUUGGAGGAUACACGUACGGAGGAUAUCCUUAUGGCUAUCACGGCUAUCCUUACGGCUACCAUGGCCUCCAUGGCCUCCAUGGCCUCCAUGGCCUCCAUAACUAUCCUUAUGGCUACUCCCGCGUCCCGUACUAUGGCAUCUACGGCGGCGGCUACUACGGUUAAAAAUUGA
Molecule: messenger RNA, 352 nt
Organism: Dinoponera quadriceps
Lineage: Eukaryota; Metazoa; Arthropoda; Insecta; Hymenoptera; Formicidae
Product: transcriptional regulatory protein LGE1-like
Exons: 2
Coding region: 52-345 (97 amino acids)
Biological process (GO): proteolysis
Molecular function (GO): metallocarboxypeptidase activity; zinc ion binding
Source: RefSeq, a predicted model, not a curated record